UACUGAUCACAACUUACAUGUACAAUUUCCAAAAACCAAUCGUAUCCUAAAAAUUUCUCAAUUAUAGUUAGUGUGACUCAAACUUUUGACCUAUCAAUUGAAAGUAGAAACGACAUGGCUUUUAAGCACUUAACUUCACCAAUUUUGGUUCUUUCAUGGUUGUUGAUCGCGUCUUAUCGGACUGUUGAAGGGCAAAUAAUCAGUACGCCAUGUACAGGAUCAAUGAUAACUAGUUUUACACCUUGUGUGAAUUUCUUGACGAGUAGCAGCAGCAAUGGGACUUCACCAACUGAAGAUUGCUGCAAUGCACUGAGAACUAUGAUGACCAACAGCACCAAUUGCCUCUGCCUUAUUGUAACGGGAGGCAUUCCCUUCCAAAUGCCGAUGAAUCCCAACAUAGCUAUGUCUCUUCCUCGUGCUUGUAACAUGCCUGGUGUUCCCCUCAAAUGCAAAGCCCCCAGUCCACCUACGGUUGUUGCGCCAGGUCCACGUAGUGAUGCUGGAUCUCCAAGUGCUUCACCAACAGCUGCUCCUACUAGCGCUCCUCGUAAUCCUAAAGAUUCCACUGUUUCCCCGCCAUCGCCAUUGAAUUCAUCGCCACCGGGUGAUGAAAUUCCAAGUCUAACUCCACCAUCUCCGCCGGUGGAUUCUUCAACUCCGGCGACAAAUUCUGGCAGUCAAACUCCGGUUACACCAUCAGCUGCACCUACUCUUGGUUAUGGAAUUUCAUCAUUAUUGGCUGCUUUUGGAGCAAUUGUUUUGAGCUUGUAUUAGUAGAAUUUGAUAUAUGACUACAAAUCUAUUAAUUAAAAUAUAUUCCUUUAUUUAUGUGGGGGAUGAGGUUAUAGCAUUUAUUUUCAUAUUUUGUAACGAAAUUACCAGAAUUAUUCAUUAGUGACGACGUAGAUGUUGUAUAGAAACAUAAGAACAUAGUGU
Lycium ferocissimum is the source of this 936-nucleotide messenger RNA. RefSeq names its product non-specific lipid transfer protein GPI-anchored 20-like. NCBI's taxonomy places the organism in Eukaryota, Viridiplantae, Streptophyta, Magnoliopsida, Solanales, Solanaceae. The record is from RefSeq and is a predicted model, not a curated record. The coding region runs from base 115 to 774 and encodes 219 amino acids. The transcript has 4 exons.